This is a messenger RNA of Beta vulgaris subsp. vulgaris (sugar beet), 351 nucleotides long. Its product is annotated as 14 kDa proline-rich protein DC2.15-like. The record is from RefSeq and is a predicted model, not a curated record. Bases 1 to 351 code for a protein of 116 amino acids. The transcript has a single exon. Lineage: Eukaryota; Viridiplantae; Streptophyta; Magnoliopsida; Caryophyllales; Amaranthaceae.
AUGGCCUCGAAAUCAAUGGUUGCAUUUUUUAUGGUUAACCUAGCCUUAUUUGCACUUGUGUCAGCUGCUCCUCGUCCAACUACAACUAGUUGCCCUGACCUGAAUGUGUGUGCAGACAUUGCUGGUUCACUGAGGGAUGUCAUUCCUGGUAGACAAUCAGAAAGCCAAUGCUGUCAACGCCUAGCUAGCGUUGUCAAUGGUGGUGCGGCUAAUUGCCUGUGCAGUAUCCUCAGAACACCCGCUCCAGGACUAGAACCAUCUCAAGGACUAGGCAACAUUGUCGGUACCGCCCUUGGUCUUGUUAACAACAUCAUUGGUGGCUUCUUGGGGUUUCUUUGGCGGUUACCCUAA